Ahaetulla prasina is the source of this 5575-nucleotide messenger RNA. RefSeq names its product catenin delta 1 (gene CTNND1). NCBI's taxonomy places the organism in Eukaryota, Metazoa, Chordata, Lepidosauria, Squamata, Colubridae. The record is from RefSeq and is a predicted model, not a curated record. Gene Ontology annotation, biological process: cell-cell adhesion; cell-cell junction assembly. Gene Ontology annotation, cellular component: plasma membrane; nucleus; adherens junction. Bases 749 to 3586 code for a protein of 945 amino acids. Gene Ontology annotation, molecular function: cadherin binding. The transcript has 21 exons.
GAGGGAGGGAGGGAGGGAGAAGGAGGAGGGAAGCUUCACGAGAUCGUUCCAGCUUUCCUCCCGUCUUUUGUCCGUGAGAUUUUAAAGCUGUGGCUGACAAGAGAUUUUAUCCUUAGAUUCCUUAGCGCUUUGUUAGGAAACCGCACGCUUAUCUUCUUUUUUUCUCCUCCUCCUCCUCCUCCUCCUUUGCAUUUGCAGAAGGACAACGAGGCACCUAGUCCAGGAGACUAUGCGAAGUUGUCAACUCGAAUGAUUAGGAGAGACCUAGCGGAACAGUUGGGAUCGCGGCACUCCAAAAGGAAAAGAAAAGUGCUUCUCUUCCUCUCCGUCGCCCUCGUCCCGAUUUUUUUGUAAAACCUUCCAGGGGUGGCGGUGGAUCAAACUUGCUUCCCGAAGCAGCCGCGGAAGGGGACCGCCAGAUUCCCGGAGAGAGCAACGCGAGGGGGGAAAAAAAGCCCAAGCCUUUUUCCUCCUGCUUCCUUGCUGUUGGUGGCUGGGCUCCUUCUCCCAUGAUUUUCUGCACUUAGACCAAGCUGUGCCUUAACCAAUCAAUUCAGACCGGCCUUCCUCCACAGAUCUAAGAUCGGUCUUUCUCUCUUUCUCCUUGCUUGUCUCCCAAACGUGUUCUUUGAAGUGAGGGGAUCCUUCUCCCCUUGUACCCCUUUUCGGUGUGUCGUCAAUUCUCACAUCCCCCGUGGCAUCUCCCUGCCUUGCACCCACUCUCCCCCUGUGUGGGGCCUUCAAAACCAUGGAUGACUCGGAAGUGGAGUCGACUGCCAGUAUACUUGCCUCCGUCAAAGAGCAGGAGGCACAGUUUGAGAAGCUGACACGGGCGCUGGAGGAAGAACGGCGCCAUGUCUCUGCACAGCUGGAGCGCGUCCGUGUCUCCCCACAGGAUGCCAGCCAAACAAUGGCCAACGGCACCCUCACCCGCCGGCACCAGAACGGCCGUUUCUUGGGCAAUGCUGACUUGGAGAGACAGAAAUUCUCAGAAUUAAAGCUCAACGGACCACAGGACCAUAGUCACCUCAUAUACAGCACCAUUCCCAGGAUGCAGGAUCCAGGACAAAUUGUGGAAGAGACAUACACCAUGGAGGAGGACCCAGAAGGUGCCAUGUCAGUUGUUUCAGUAGAGACCUCAGACGACGGGACAACCCGUCGUACAGAGACCACGGUGAAAAAAGUUGUGAAGACCAUGACCACACGUACAGUGCAGCAAGUUGGCCCAGAUGGGUUACCUAUUGAUGGCUCUCCAGUUACCAACAACUACAUCCAGACCAUGGAUAGGAAUUUCAGGAAGAAUACAAAUGGUGGCCCUGGGGCCUACAUGACCCAGCCAGGCACGGCUACCCUUCCACGAAACUAUCACUACUCAGAUAGUUAUGGGCGGCCCUACGAAGAUAGCUACCAUGGCAGCGAACACAGCUACGGUAGCCUAUCCCGAGUCACCCGAAUUGAUGAGCGCUACCGACCCUCCGUGGAUGGCUACAGGGCUCCCAGCAGGCAGGAUGUCUAUGGUCCCCAACCGCAGGUGCGGGUAGGGGGAAGCAACAUGGACUUGAACCGCUUCCACGCUGAGCCUUAUGGGCUGGAGGAUGACCAACGCAGCAUGGCAUAUGAUGAGCUGGAUUAUGGUGCAGUGCCAGAAUAUGGGACAGCGAGGCGGACUGGGACACCUUCUGAUCCCCGUCAGAGACUCAGGAGUUACGAAGACAUGCUUGUGGACGACAUGGCUAGAGAUCAGUAUUACUGGUCUCCUAUGGCACAACAUGAUAGAGGCAGCCUAGCCAGUCUGGACAGCCUGCGAAAAGGAGGCCCACCUCCAGCCAAUUGGCGCCAGCCUGAGCUCCCCGAGGUGAUAGCUAUGCUGGGGUUCCGCUUGGAUGCAGUCAAGUCCAACGCUGCCGCCUACCUGCAACAUUUGUGCUACCGAAAUGACAAGGUGAAAACAGAUGUGCGCAAGCUAAAGGGUAUUCCUGUACUCGUUGGGCUACUGGACCAUCCCAAGAAAGAGGUGCACUAUGGCGCAUGUGGGGCCCUCAAGAACAUCUCCUAUGGCAGAGACCAGGACAACAAGGUUGCCAUCAAGAAUUGUGAUGGCGUCCCUGCUUUGGUGCGCCUGCUCCGAAAGGCACGUGAUAUGGACCUCACUGAAGUCAUUACAGGGACACUCUGGAAUCUAUCCUCUCAUGACUCAAUAAAAAUGGCCAUUGUGGAUAAUGCCUUACAUGCCCUCACAGAUGAGGUUAUCAUCCCACGCUCUGGAUGGGAACGAGAGCCCAGCGAAGACUCCAAGCCCCGCCAUAUAGAGUGGGAAUCAGUGCUCACCAACACCAUUGGCUGCCUUAGGAACGUCAGCUCGGAGAGGAGUGAAGCCCGUCGAAAGCUGCGGGAGUGUGAUGGGCUAGUGGAUGCACUUUUAUACAUUGUCCAAGCAGAAAUUGGCCAGAAAGAUUUAGACAGCAAGCUUGUGGAGAACUGUGUCUGCCUACUGAGGAACUUGUCCUAUCAGGUACAUCGUGAAAUCCCACAUGCCGAGCGCUAUCAGGAAGCCCCCAUCAAUGCUGCCAACAACACUGGCCCCCACGCAGCCAGUUGCUUUGGUGCCAAAAAAGGCAAAGAUGAGUGGUUCGCUAGAGGUAAAAAGCAGACAGAGGAUCCUUCUACUGAUAUAGUUGACUUCCCCAAAAGACAAACCCCUGCAAAAGGCUAUGAACUCCUCUUCCAGCCAGAAAUUGUCCGCAUUUAUAUUUCAUUGUUAAAGGAGAGCAAAACCCCAGCUAUCAUAGAAGCCUCAGCAGGAGCCCUCCAGAAUCUAUGUGCUGGUCGCUGGACGUAUGGGAGAUACAUCCGCUCUGCACUGCGCCAGGAGAAAGGUCUCUCCGCCAUUGCAGACCAUCUGACCCACGACAGCGAGCGUGUGGUGAAAGCAGCAUCCGGAGCCCUGCGCAACCUGGCAGUGGAUUCCCGUAACAAGGAGCUGAUUGGUAAACAUGCCAUUCCCAGUUUGGUGAAAAACCUUCCAGGAGGACAGCAGACACAGGCAAAGAACCUCUCUGAAGACACAGUGGUCUCUGUGCUGAAUACUAUCAAUGAAGUCAUCGCUGACAAUCUGGAAGCAGCCAAGAAACUGCGGGAGACACAAGGCAUUGAGAAACUGGUGCUCAUCAACAAAUCAGGGAACCGAUCAGAAAGAGAAGUCAGAGCUGCUGCUCUUGUGCUGCAGACCAUAUGGGGGUACAAAGAAUUGCGGAAACCCUUAGAGAAGGAAGGUUGGAAGAAAUCUGACUUCCAGGUAAAUUUGAAUAAUACCUCUAGAAGCCAGGGUGGCAACUCCUUUGAUGAUAGCACCUUGCCCCUCAUUGAUAAAAAUCAAAAAGACAAGAAAUCCUCUCGGGAAGAGAUCCAGAUGGGAAACCUGGGACCAGACUACUCUACAUUGAAUGAACGGGACCAUAAUAGGACAUUGGACCGGACUGGAGAAGAAAUGGAACCUAUGAAGGGAGCACCACUGGUGCAGGAGGAAAGGCACGAAUCCCUUGAGGAAAUUGACCAGUUGCUUUAUCCUCCUAUGCAGAAGAUCUAGAGGUGCUACCAUCUGCCUUCUCAGUUUUGGGUUCAUAACAUAUUUUAUAUAACUUUUAUGAUGAAAUGGACUGAGCUUUUUUUAAAUCUUGGGGCCAUCUAGCCAAAUGACUGGCUCUCUGAAGCCCACAGGGUCUCACAUCUCCCUGUAGAAUUUGAACUUCUGGACGUCAUAUUUCUGUUUUUUAUUCUUCAAAAAAAAAAGAGUAAUUCCUAAAGACCAAAUACUCUUGAUGGAUCUCAUUACACAACAAAGGCAGAUACUUAAAAAUACACAUUGAUGAUGCAAUCCACAGAAGCUGAUGGAAACAAUCGAAGCAAAUGGAUUUCAGCCAAACUCAAUCAUACUGGAACUUAUUUUUUAUUAAGGAGAUGUUGACUCUCUUUUUCCAAAAAGCAGAGAGAGAAGCCAUCUCCAUCUUCUCUUAGCCUAUAGAAUAUAUUUUUGUGUGUCACUCAUGUUUGCAACAAAGGAUGCUGGGAAUACUGGAACAUUCCUAGUUGGGAAGAGUUGGUGGGGGGGGGGCAAGAUGACAAAGGGGAUCAGCUUGCAAUUGCAUUUGGGUCAUCUGCCCUUCAGGAAAUGCCUCUUUUGAGACAGUAAUUUCUUUAUCCUCAGGCUGAGGACUAGAUUUGUCUCUUUUCCCUUCUCCUGUCUCUUAGUUGCUUCUUGAUGGCCUUUCUGAGAUGGAUCAACUCAGAGUUUAGGAAGCUAUUUAUUUGUGGGAGAAGAGAUGCUUAGGGCCUAGCGCUUUAAGGGAGGGAAAGAGGAUGGAGCACGUUAAAUGACAGUUGGUGGAAGGGCAUAGUCUUCAUACCUAGAAGCGUCAAUCUUGCCUCUUAUGGGAGAGGGCAGUGUGACGCGUCUGGUUUUGGGUCGCUGACUGAAGUGGUGAGUGCCCAGAUUGGGCCACAAAUUGCUGAGAGAGCUGAUGAGAUAGAAAGCUUGGUGAUGCAGGAAGUAUGAGGGAUAGAAGGCCAUUUGUAAAUAUUGCCCAAGUCCUCCCAUGCAGGCAAGGGAAUGAAACUAUGAUCGGUCACUAUUUACAUGUGCCUUUUUCUUUGCUACUGUGAAAUAGCUUGGUGCUUUGGCUAAUUUCAGGUGCAGAGGGCCAAUCCCUAGACCAUAGAGAUUUUGGCACAGAGUUCCCUCCUGCUCCCUCUCUCUUGCUGUCUCUCUCUCCCUCUCCUUCUCCCUCCCUCUCCCCCCCACCCUUUCUUGCAUUGAAAUCAGAGUCCUGCUGUGGAUGUAGUCACAAGAUUGGAGAGGGGUGAUAGAGGCAACUGCGUGGGGGAGACCAGGAACUAAUCUGUCACUGCUAAAGGCUCAAGAGUGGAGAGGAAGGAGAGAACGAACUGUUUGGUGAGGAUCACAAUGUGCACCUUAGUGGGUUGCUUCUUCAGGGAAUAAGGAAUUUAGAGUCUGUUUACAGAUCUCUGCCUUUAAUCUGCAAAAUAGCAGUAAAAUGGGCAAUUGUGAAUUACUCUGGGCACCACAUUGGUGCCGGUUGCCCUUUUAUUGUUGCGGAGGACUACGGCCUCUCUCACCCUCCCAGCUCUGCCUCCAUCAAACAACUGGAAGGAACUCGGUUGCUCUUGACUUCUCUCCACCUCCCCAUUGCACAAGAGGGAAGGUCUACAGUAGAAAAGUCUUAUUACUGCCUCUUCUUUGCCCCAGUCCAGUUUUUCUUACCUUUUUUUGGGGGGGGGGAGGGGGAAUUAAGAGAUAAAUCAAGGCCCUCUGAGGGGUUGCGCAACUUUUUCUAAUGUAAAACACUAUUUCCUUUUUUAAUCCAGAUGAACCAAAACUACCCUUCCCCACUGACCAAUUCAGUGCUGUAGAAGAAACUAAUCACUCACUGACUCUCGUUUUUUGCUUUUCCUCUGCACCCCCGGGGAAGGGGUUAUCCUGCUGUUCUUUGAGUCCUUAUUCAUUCUGCAAUGCUUUUAAAUUGAAAUGAUUUUUAUAUAAAUAAAGUUUUAAAGUGUG